Messenger RNA from Peromyscus leucopus (white-footed mouse), 4252 nucleotides. RefSeq names its product gastrula zinc finger protein XlCGF17.1-like. The record is from RefSeq and is a predicted model, not a curated record. Gene Ontology annotation, molecular function: DNA-binding transcription repressor activity, RNA polymerase II-specific. Gene Ontology annotation, biological process: negative regulation of transcription by RNA polymerase II; regulation of cytokine production; regulation of immune system process. The transcript is spliced from 4 exons. NCBI's taxonomy places the organism in Eukaryota, Metazoa, Chordata, Mammalia, Rodentia, Cricetidae. The coding region runs from base 322 to 1473 and encodes 383 amino acids.
GGAAUGGGAAUGUCUAGAGUCUGCUUCGAAGGCCUUGUACUUUGAUGUGAUGUUGGAGAAUUACAGCAAUCUAGUUUUUGUUGAUAUCCAGGUCUUUUGACUUCUUGAAGAUGAAUAUUUCUAUUUUCCUGCAAAGACAAAAACAGAAUCCUGCCCUGACCCUUAUUUGGGUCUAUUGGCAUUCAGGGAUAUUGCUGUGGACUUCUCCCAGGAGGAAUGGGAAUGUCUGGAAUCCUCUUGGAGGGACCUGUGUAUUGAUGUAAUGUUGGAGAACUACAGGAAUCUAGCUUUGUAGAGUAAUAUCAUAUAUGGGAGAAAUAUAUGAACAUCUUGAAUCAAGGGUCAAAGCUCAUUAUCUGCCAUUCUGUGAAUAUUCAAGAGAAGUCUCAUAAAUUUAAUGAGAUUGGCAAAAUGGCCCACAAAUUCUCCCCAAGUACACCUUACAACACAAGUGAUCUUACAAAGAAUUGCAACAAGUAUGGAUGUGGUAACCACAGGGAUGCCUCUACUAAAUCAACAAACCCAAAGAAUACUAAAAGUGGGAACACUGGAGAAGAAUGUUGCAAGUAUAGAGACUGUGGAAAACAGUUAAAUUUGUGUUCUAUCACUAGUGAAAGACUUCAUACUGAAAAGGAACUACACAAAACUAUGGACUGUGAUAAAUCAUCUGACUCUAAACACACACUCAUGCUGGAAGAAAACUCUAGUGUAGAGAAACUACACCAAUGCAGGAAAUGUGGCAAAUGCUUCAGGUCAUACUGGACUUUCAGCAAACAUCGUAGAUCUCAUUCUGGAAAGAAAUUCUACAAAUGUAACAAAUGUGGAAAGUGGUUUUACUUCUUAUAUCAGGCUAAAAUCCAUUAUAAAACCCAUAGUAGAAAGGCACCUUACAAAUGUAAUGAAUGUGAAAAAUGCUUUUUCCAGAAAGACCAACUUUUGACACAUCAGAAAAUUCAUACAAUACAGAGACCUUUCAAAUGUAAUCAUUGUGAGAAAUGCUUUGUACGUGCUGAUCGUCUUAAAGUACAUCAGAGAAUUCAUUCGGGAGAGAAACCUUUCAAAUGCACUGAUUGUGAGAAAUCCUAUGCGUAUGCCUCAGAUCUCAGAAUACAUCAGAGAAUUCAUAAAGGAGAAAAACCGUUCAAAUGUAGUGAUUGUGAGAAAUGCUUUACACAUGCCUCUUGCCUUAGAGUACAUCAGAGAAUUCAUACAGGGGAGAAACCUUACAAAUGUAGUGAAUGUGAGAAAUCCUUCAGACAGUUUUCAAAUCUUAUACAGCAUCAGAUCCUUCAUACAGGAGAGAAACCUUACAAAUGUAGUGACUGUGAGAAAUCUUUUGCAUAUAUGUCAAGUCUUACAUAUCAUCAGAGAAGUCAUACAGGGGAGAAACCUUACAAAUGUAGUGAAUGUGAGAAAUCAUUUUCACGUGCCUUCAUUCUUAGAAAACAUCAGAGAAUUCAUACAGAAAAUUGACCUUUCCAAUGUAGUGAUUGUGAGAAAUCCUUUAAAUAGGAUUACAAUCUUAGAAAACAUCAGAUCACUCAUACAGGAGUGAAACCUUACAAAUGUAGUGAAUGUGAGAAAUCCUAUACACAAGGAUCAAGUCGUAGACAACAUGAGUUGUAGAUAACAUACAGGAGGGAAAACUAUGGGUGUAAUGAAGGUAUCAAAGUCUCUAUCUGCCUCUCACUUCUCAGAAUACUUGAAAAACUUCAUCCUGGAGAAAGAAGCUUCAAUAGUAAAUAAUCUGGCAUAUGAUUCAUACAAAGAUCUGUAAUCAGAGGUUACUGCACUGCCAUACAAUUGGAACAUUAUGAAAAUGAGAUAUUUUAAAAGCCUUUAAGUAAUAUGCAAAUCUUACAAAGCAUGAAGUUUAUGCUGAGAAAAGUUUCUAAAAAUGUGUCAAUGUGGGGCAAUUUUCAUUAAAACAUGAUACUUUUUCAACCUCAAAUAUUGCAUAAAAAUGAAAAAUGAAGAAGGCUCGACACUGUGCUAUAUUAUAUCAAUUUUCUGGUGUCUGAAACAUUCCAUCCUUAAUAGAAGUUGAUUAACCAGGAAAUAAAGACUUCUAAUCAUUUCAGGAAGUCCAAAUAAACUGACAGAAUCCACCAUCCUAAACUCUCCUGAAGAAAUGGAGACCAGCCAUGCUGCUUAGAGAAGGCACUGAUGAACUGAGUCUCCUAGAAAAGAUGCCAUGCAACCUGUAGAUAUAUCUCCAGGUGUGCAGUGAAUUCUUGGUGUUUGGGGUUCAUAAGCCCUAUCCCACAGAGUGUUGGAUUUCACGUUGACAACUGUUUUUUUCAGUCCGAAUUGCUCCUGUAACCAACUUGUUUCCAUAUUCCUUAAGAUAACCCAAAGAGAGCCUGUUAAUUCAACAAACUUCAUCUCAGUGGUAUCCAUUCUUGGUUCUGUUUUCAACGCACAUUUUGAGUAAGUAGAUGCAUAUGUGUGCUGCUGCUUCUUAGGGAAAAUAUAUCAUAAAUCAUGAACUAACCUCAUUAAUAGUUCUUCCCAAACAUGUAUACAUCAGAAAGUUGAUAUCAGAGAUUAAGCAUUGAAAUGUUCACCAUUGUGUGAUUCAUUGUACCUUAUAAAAUCCACUCUAGAAACUUCUAGAAAUGAAUUGAUGUUGUCAAAACCUACUGAUAAAAAGUAGACUCCUGAAAGUUGAUCCUGAAAUAAACCAUUUCCACAAUCAUACAGUAAAAAUUUAUCUAUUAUCUACCUUCACCUUUAUUAUGGAAAGGAUACCUGCAAGUAGAAUAUGAGGAUUUUAAAGUUAUAACCUAUAAUCAUGACAACACACAUGUGAAUGAAAUAUCCAACUGUGGGAAGAAAAUUAGUUUAUCAGUGCUCAUCUCAGAAAACCAUAAAUCAAUUUAAAGAACAAAGUAAUCACAGAAAACUCACAUAGAAAUAUGAAGACAAACAGAUUUACACAUUAGACAACUAAGAAUCAAAUGCAAUGUAUUAAACUCUGAUACAUUUCAGUGAGAAAUUCUUCUUUGGAGUAACUGUGAAAUGUUUUUUGGAAAUAUGUUUGUAUUACCAGUAUUGGAUUUGUUGAUUUGUCAACACAGUUGCAUAGUUAACCUACAACAGAAACUCCUUUGACAUUUUUGAGUUUUUAUUUCCUUGAAUGUAGCUAUUAAUUUUCAAGUUUUUUUUUUUCCAAUUUGUAAAUUCUCCCUUGCAGUUUCAUUUGUGGCCUUUACUGUAGAAUUUGCAUUUUUUUUUAGUUUAAAUUUUUCUUAUUUCAAAAAUUUAUUAGUUGAAAUAUAAUUACAUCAUAUCUCCCCUCACCUUCUUCCUCACAGCACCUCUCAGAUAAGAUCACUUAAGCCCAUUUCAUGUCCCUUCUACAUUCAAGUUUAUAGCAUUUUUUCCUGUCAUUAUUUUUAUGUGAGUCUGAUUUUGUCAUUUGUGUAUAUAUGAUAUCAAAAACACUAUUCUGUUCUAUUGGAAAACCGUGAUGGGGGCUCAUCUCUGUGAAAUGUUGGCAGCAUAUGAGAGGAACAGCAAGCAACCUUGGAACUCAGACCACAAAUUUGCAGCUAGGAAAAUGAUGCCAAGUGAGCUUAAAGAAUCAGAGCCCUGAGGAUUAUAUGUCCUCUAAACCUCAUGCUGUUACAGAGCAUGGUUCUGCUUAUUGCCCUCAUUCUCACAAUGUCCCUCAUCAUCUCUGAAGUUUAUGAAAAUUUUAAGGAGGCCUCUCACCUUUCAUUGGGCAGUGUUACUAGUAUUUAAAGUAAUAGUGAAUGACUCAACCAACACUCUUAGAAAGAACUUAGACAUGUAGAUUGUUAGUAAUGAUAGGUUAAGUUGUUUUUGUUAAUGGCUUUAAUAUGGAAAUCUUGGGGAGCAAUUAAGGGUUAGAAAGACAUACUUUUAAUGGCUUGGUGAAAGAGCUGAUUAAUUACUUGUACAUAUUUUUGCCGUCUAGUUCCUGAUAUGAUUUAACAAAAAAUUUAUUGAUGAGUGUGUAUGUACUCAGAGGAUUUAAACUAGAGAUAAGUGGUUGUUUUAAAUAUAUAUAAAGGAUAAGGUUUCUGAUUCAGAUUUUUUUAUAAAAUUACCUUUUGCAUUAAUAAUAAAGUGAUUGAUCCUUUCUUUGUAACCAUGAAUUGAAGCCUGUCAGUAAAAAGAAAAGUGGUUAAGAAAGAUGUCUUGCUUAUACUUUGUUAAUCUAUAAUAAGUUGCUUAGACAUGAAUGUAUGUAGGUCUUUGAGAAUAAAUUGGUUUUUCACCUGUA